This is a messenger RNA of Arxiozyma heterogenica, 2577 nucleotides long. It is a transcript of the gene PRK1, whose product is annotated as serine/threonine protein kinase PRK1. Gene Ontology annotation, cellular component: cytoplasm. Gene Ontology annotation, biological process: actin cortical patch assembly; protein phosphorylation; actin filament organization. Gene Ontology annotation, molecular function: ATP binding; protein serine/threonine kinase activity. The transcript has a single exon. The record is from RefSeq and is a predicted model, not a curated record. Lineage: Eukaryota; Fungi; Ascomycota; Saccharomycetes; Saccharomycetales; Saccharomycetaceae. The coding region runs from base 1 to 2577 and encodes 858 amino acids.
AUGAAUCAACCCCAAAUUAAUCAAUAUCGAGAAGGUCAAAUAUUAACUGUAGGUUCACACAAGGCAAAAAUUAUCAAAUAUUUAACAAGUGGUGGGUUUGCCCAAAUCUAUGUAGCAGAAAUAUCGCCUAAAGAUGAAUACACAGGAUCAAAUAUUGUAUGUUUAAAAAGGGUCAUCGUUCCUGAUAAACUUGGGUUGAACGUAUUAAGAGCGGAGGUUGAUGCCAUGAAGUUACUUAGACAUAAUAAACAUGUUGUCUCCUAUAUUGAUUCUCAUGCAAAAAAAUUUUCAAUCGAGAAUGGUUCAUAUGAAGUGAUCAUGUUAAUGGAAUACUGUAAAAAUGGUGGACUAUUGAAUUUUCUAAACACAAGAUUACGUAAUAGACUCACUGAAAUUGAAGUACUAAAUAUUAUGAGCCAAACUUGUCAAGGAGUAGCUGCAAUGCAUAAAUUACAACCACCUUUGAUCCAUAGAGACAUUAAAAUCGAAAAUGUGUUGAUCUCUAAGGAUAAUGUUUUCAAGAUAUGUGAUUUUGGCUCGGUUUGUGGGAUAAUUCGUCCUCCUAGAAAUUCACAAGAAUUAAUGUAUGUUCAACAUGAUAUUAUGAAAAAUACAACCGCACAAUAUAGAGCCCCUGAGAUGCUUGAUUUGACUCGUGGUUUCGCUAUUGAUGAAAAGGCAGAUAUAUGGGCACUUGGGGUGUUCUUAUAUAAACUAUGUUAUUAUACAACACCCUUUGAACAUGCUGGCGAAUCUGCUAUUCUCUCUGUAAGAUACCAAUAUCCUGCAUAUCCAAUUUACAGUGAUAGAAUGAAAAAUUUAAUAAGAGUACUUCUAUCUCCAUCACCUUUACAAAGACCCAAUAUAUGUCAAGUUUUGGAAGAAGUGUCUAGAAUGCAAGGUGUUCCAUGCCCAAUCAAAAACUUUUAUCUGGAGAGGGUCAAAGAAAGUGAAUUGGUAUCUUCUCAAACAUUAAAUUUCCCAAUACCUGUCACAAAUUAUUCACCUACAAGGAAUCCAGUUACUCCAAUAAAACAACAACAAAAAAUUAUUUCGCCAUUAAAACCACAGAGAUCACCAACGAAGGAAUACAUACCGAUGUUACAAUACAGUCAAACUGUAACACUUGGACAAUCUAAUAAUAUAAUUCCUAAUCCAAUCAAACAAGAUUUCCUAGCAAUGCAUCCAUCCAAAUCUAUGACAACUUUUGAGUCUCAAUUAAAUCAUCAAAUAGUCCAACCAUCCCUUCAGGAUUUUUCAUCUUCAAAGCAAAAGACUGUUUCAUCCUUUAAUCAAUAUAAGGAGCCAUAUAUCCAUGAUAAUAUUCACAGUAAUGUAGGCAAAACUAUAGUUAACCUUGUUAGCAAUCCUCUCCAACCAGUUAACUCUAAUAAGAGAAAUAACAAAUAUGUGAAUUCACAGACACAGACAAAUAAUGAAGAAUGUAUAGACUCUCCUGUUUCAUCAAGAAGAAGUUCAAUUAGUCAUAAUAGAUCAUCUUUAUCCUUGAAGCAAACUAAUGUUACUGGUAAUGACACAGGAGGUAGCAUAGUAAAAAAAUUAACUGAACAACUGAAAAGAGUAAUGUCAAAUGAGUCUGGUAUUAAUACUACUACAUCUUUAGUUAGAACAUCAUCGAGAAAUAAUACAGGUAAUAGUAUUAAAUCCACAAUAGAAGCAUUAAGAAAUAGCGUAUCUGGCAUCUCCAGCAAUGUAAGAGCCUUCUCAAUGGAACAUCUUAGAAACCCUUCCGCUUCAUCAUCUACAUCGUCUGUUGGUAAAAGAAACAUCUCCUCUGAUUCAUUUCUAGAUCAAGACAAUCAUUAUAACAACAAUAGAAAGUUAGAUAAAAGAUCAACAUAUAAAAGUGUCCAACUUCCGAAGGUGAAUAUUGAAGAAAACGGACGUGAUAUGUUAGAUACCAAUACUAAUAGUCCUCAAAACAAUUAUAUUAUCAAUGAUUACAUUGAUGAAAAUUUGCUUGGUAUACCAGAGAAACCAGGAGCGUUCAAAUCUCCAUCCCCCAUUAAAUUUACUAUCAAUGCAGACACAAAAAAUUCUAUCGAAAAGAGAGUCAUGACACUAUUAAAAGCCGCUCAAAAUUCUCCAGCAAAAAGAACAGCAUCGGGUUAUGGGAAAUACACUAACGUUAAUUCACAGAUUAAUCAACCUCUAUUGACUGUCAACAAGCUUACUAAACAAUCACCAUCAAAAAAUCUAGAGUUUGUUAAAAAUAAACCAAAGGUUUCAUUAAGCUAUAACACGACCGAUACUUCUUCAAAAAGACAAAGCAGUGUUGUUUUGAAGCCACUAAUUGAAUCUACAGAUCAAAUCGUAAAAUCUGAAGGAAUCAAAUUACCACCUCCUAUCCCCAAAAAACCUAUAUUCUUGCGUUCACAAACAUCAAAGAAACCAAUUCUUUACCCUUACAUGAAUCAAAAUACAUCCUCAAAGGAAAAUAAUACUAUACCAGACAGUGAAAGAAUUUCGAAAACUAAAAAUUCAGAUUUAGAGUGCAACAGUUUAGAUAAACUGGAACAAGAUUUUAAAUGGAAAUACCCAAGCAUAGUACAAUGA